GGACUUUUAUUUUGAAGGCCAAAGCUUGCAGCUGUGGCGAAUGUCAACACUGCCGGGCUAACGUCAGACCGCAUAUCCUGAACCAUGUCAGUGCGCAAAGCCUUGCUGAACCGCUGUGUAGCCGGUGGCCGCAGCAGGGUGUGGUGCGGUGUUCCUCGACCGCUUGUCCGCACCAGAUCCGCCAGUGUAGCUGAGGUAGGCACAAGAAGAUCUAAUAUGGAACAUCUCUGGGAGGCGGUGAGCUGCCUGCCGUUUUCCAGAUCCAGGAUAGGCUCGUUCUUCCAGGAAAGUCCUGUGCUGAGGAACCCAUUUCUAGAGGAUGCCUUGCUCAGAGGAUACCUGCGGAGACACCUGCCCCAGGAGGCAGUUCACUCAGACUUGUGUGCAUUUGGAGAGCGCGUGGUGAAUGAGGUGGACAGGUGGGGCAGAGAGUGCGAGGUUACCCCACCACGGUUGGUACACUUUGACCCCUGGGGUCGCAGAGUGGAUCACAUAGUGACCUCCCCGGCUUGGAAACGAAUGAAAGAUCUGUCAGCACAAGAAGGACUGGUUGCCAUUGGCUAUGAGAGGUCAUUUGGGGAGUGGAGUCGUGUGUACCAAAUGAGCAAGCUGUACAUCUUCUCUCCCUCCUCUGGUCUCUACACCUGUCCUCUGGCCAUGACUGAUGGAGCUGCUAAAGUCAUCCAGUCCAUAGGUGUUUCGUGGCCAGUAGACGAAGCUUACAGUCGUUUGACCACUCGUCAGCCUGAACGUUUCUGGACGUCUGGGCAGUGGAUGACAGAAAGACAGGGAGGAUCUGAUGUGGCCAGCGGCACAGAGACGGUGGCUGUUCCCCAAUCAGAUGGUUCAUACAAACUUCACGGCUUCAAGUGGUUCACCUCUGCUACAGACGCAGACAUGACUCUCACACUAGCCAGGGUGCAGGAGAACGGGGCAACCACGCCGGGUAGCAAGGGUUUGUCUCUGUUCUAUGCAGAGGUGAGUAGAGACAAGGACGGCCGGCUGAGGGGUAUAGAGGUUCAGAGACUAAAGGACAAGCUGGGCACACGACAGAUGCCGACUGCUGAGUUACUGCUGGACGGCCUGCCGGCACACAGGCUCUCGGAGGAAGGGAGAGGUGUGGCCUCCAUAGCUAAAAUGCUGACUAUAACCAGGAUCCACAACAGCAUCUCUGCAGCAGGCGCAAUGAGAAGGGUGGUUCAGUUGGCUCGUGACUAUGCCACUCGCCGCACUGCCUUUGGAAAGCUACUUGAAGACCACCCACUGCACAUGCAGACUCUCGCUAGGAUGGAGGUGGAGACUCGUGGAGCGUUCCUUCUGGCGAUGGACGUGUGUCGUCUGUUGGGCCGAGAGGAGGGUGGCGUGGCGACUGAACUUGAUACACACCUCCUUCGUCUGCUCACUCCUGUGGUCAAACUGUACACUGGGAAGCAGGCGGUUGCUGUGGUGUCGGAGGGUUUGGAAAGCUUUGGUGGACAGGGUUACAUCGAGGAUACCGGGUUGCCUGGACUGCUCCGCGAUGCACAGGUGCUUAGUAUUUGGGAAGGCACAACAAACGUUCUGUCUCUGGAUGUGCUGCGCUGUGUGGCUCGUAGCUCAGGAAUGGUUCUCCACGCUUACUUCACCCAUGCUAAGUCCCUGCUCGCAGGUUCAUCAAGCGUUUCCUCUUUGGCCCCAGCAGUGAACGCGGUAGAUGGUGCUCUCUCUGAACUGAAUAAGUUCAUUCAAGUAGCUGCUACCAGAGCACCCAGCUACCUGGAACUGGCAGCGAGAGACCUGGCAUACAGCCUGGCUCGCAUCUACACUGGUGCCCUUCUCAUCGACCAUGCUUGCUGGAAAGGAGCCUCUCCAUCUGACACCUAUGCAGCUCUCAGAUGGUGCGAACAGGAUUUGUGUCCUGUGGUGACUAAACAGGCGAGAGGCUGCUAUGAUCCCAGCACUCCACCGCUGGAUGCUGCACUAGUGUACGAGCAGCCAACCAAAGGCUGAAAACAGUUCACUGAAAACAGAUAAAUCCGUCACUUGAUCUGAUAUUUCUCUGCCUCACUUUAUCUCUACUCUACUUUAACUAACACUGUAUCCCGCGGUUAUUUGUGGGUAGCCGAGACCAUGUGAUUUUGCGUUUUCGAUAAUUACUCAUGUAUAUAAAGUAUUUGCAUUUUUGUCUGCAAUAAAUAUUGAACUAUGGGUUCACAA
Messenger RNA from Xiphias gladius (swordfish), 2196 nucleotides. Its product is annotated as acyl-CoA dehydrogenase family member 11-like. NCBI's taxonomy places the organism in Eukaryota, Metazoa, Chordata, Actinopteri, Istiophoriformes, Xiphiidae. Gene Ontology annotation, molecular function: oxidoreductase activity, acting on the CH-CH group of donors. The record is from RefSeq and is a predicted model, not a curated record.